CGCGAGCCGUACACGUUCAUCGCCGCACGCUGUUACACUUAAAUUGUUGAACAUGAGUACCACGAGACUCAAACAGCAUUCGAACCUCGUUCAUUAUCACUUACAAAUUUACUAACCGCCAUUGACUGCUUUCAUUAUUUCCAAAUAAAUAUUUUUUUUUUUUUUUGAAAAAGUUUUUGAUUCGAAACUAAAGUAGUGCAAUUUAUUUAUUUUUUAUUUGUGAUUGAAGUUGAAUGCCUUGGAGCGAAAAACAAGAUUGAGAGAGAGAUAGAGGCUGAGAUAAAGGAAAAGAAUAAAAGUAAAAUGAAUAAGAAGAAGCAGUAGUACGAAAGAUUGUCGAUUAAGGUCAAUCGAAGUUGAUAGCUGCUCCAGGCAAAUCUCCAAGAAACAUUCAAGAGGCUCUAUCGGAUUUAAUGAUAGCAGUUGAUCUGCUCACUUAUGCGACUGCACACUAAAAAUUAUCAUCUUAUUUUAAGUGACUAAGUGACUGGGGUUAUAAAAGUCAAGUGUCUAAUAGGAAAAAAAAGUAAAAAUUUUUCUCUUAAGGUGGGGAAUUUAUUUAUCAACUAUUUGGUGAUCGAUAAGACGUUAAAUUAUGCUGUGAGUGAUAAAAAUUAAAAUUUGAAGCGCAGGUAUUUGGUUUUCGAUAUAUGAAAAUAUGAUGAUUAGGAAAAUAUUUUUGGUGUAAGGGGUAGUUAUAUGGAGAUUGAGAUGCAGUGCGAUGGGUGACGACGCCUCGAGCCCUAUUGAAAUUUUAUGACGAGACGUAAAAAAAAGAAGAGACGACGCAAGCUCUGAGAGAUGUAACAAGUUACUGGUUUAUAGGCGUCACCCUAGUGUGACUCGUCGUCAGAUCAUCGCCACGGAUAUUAAUCACUUGCUCUACAUUCUCUUUAUCCGAGUUGCUGAUUAUAAUAUUUUAUAUAAGUCAUUCAAAAUAUAACUUUUGUGGUUACGCGAGUUACUUAAGAGGAAGCUGAAUCUAUCAAGUCAACACUACCGUUACAGAUACCCUCAGUAGACGACACUUGCCAGCUCGAUACCAGUCGCCAGAAUACCGGAAACAAAGCUAACAGCUAAAUUGGAUAAAAAUGAAGAGCAAAAACGGAAAACUGUGGGCCAAGCAGUCCAAGAUUUCGUGAUCGCAAUUUAUCAGGACGAAUUGAAUUUCCCCCUAUUUCUAGGCUACGAAUAUACUGAAGAAAUAAGCAAACAAACAAACAAACAAAAAUUGCAAACAAUAAAUCAUUAAAGAAGAUAUGGGAACGCGUUUAGCCAGCAGUUAUUCCAUUACCGAUGGGGGGAAUUCAUCUUACGAGCACCUAAACUUUUCGAUUGACGCAUCAGCAACGCUGGUGGGGACUGCGUCAACAAAAGUGAUAACAACGCUAGCCGAUUUCCGCGGCAAUCAAGUCGACGGAGAAGGAACCGGAUUAGGAGGAAUCGAGUUCGGUUGGAGCAAUGAUUCAACAAUAAUCAGCUCGACUGCCAGCAAUACUACGAUAAAUAUCGGAGCUGGUGGAGUCGGGAGUGGUAUUGGAGCUGGUAGUAAUUUAAGUAGCUCGAUAGCGGACAACUAUACGUCAAUAUCGGAUCUCUUCGUAUUCAACGAUCUCAAUGACUACAUAAACAGGCUCAAUUACAGUGCGUUUGCGAACUUGAGUGGGUACUACGACGGUGGUGUGAUUGGUGGUCUGAAUCUGACUGGCACAGUAAACGCCAGUUGUGUGUCUAUCAAUCAAACAACCAGCGGCAACGGUGUUGUCUCGGUCGGUGGUGAGUGCAGUGUCAAUGAAGAUGAAAAGUCCGAUGUUAAUAAUUGGUGGGCUCUAAUUCUCGUUAUCGUACCUUGUUUAACAUUGUUUGGCAAUGUCCUCGUCAUACUCGCGGUCUUCAGAGAACGAACCUUGCAAACUGUUACCAAUUACUUCAUUGUUAGUCUAGCUCUCGCCGAUUUACUUGUCGCGGUUGUGGUUAUGCCUUUUGCUGUUUACGUUUUGGUAAAUGGCGCAUGGGCAUUAUCAGCAUUUAUAUGUGACUUUUAUAUAGCAAUGGAUGUAACAUGUAGCACAAGUUCAAUAUUUAAUUUAGUAGCAAUUUCAAUUGACAGGUACAUAGCUGUCACACAGCCAAUAAAAUAUGCCAAACACAAAAACAAUAGAAGAGUAUGGAUGACUAUUUUGCUAGUAUGGGCAAUUUCAGCAGCAAUCGGCAGCCCGAUCGUUCUCGGCCUAAAUAAUACUCCAGAUCGUGUGCCGGAUCUGUGUUUAUUCUAUAACUCUGAUUUUAUCUUAUACUCAAGUCUAUCGAGCUUUUAUAUUCCUUGUAUUAUUAUGGUCUUCUUGUAUUGGAAUAUUUUCAAGGCACUUCGAAUACGUGCAGCCAGAGCACGAGCUCACAAAAAAUCUAAUUUACGAGAUAUCAAACCAAAUAGCAUAAUUGAAAACGUAAUACACACCCAACGUGUUUAUUCUGUCGCAAGGUUUGCUGAAACGGCACUGGGAACAGCCACUCUAGUGGCGCCGGUACACGAAGAGCCGACAAAUACAGCCUCCGGUAGCAAUGAGGACGAGGACGAGACGCCAGUUGACCCGGUGGUUGUCAUAUCAAAUGACAAGAGUACUGAAUUUUUUAUGGCGACUGUCGUCGAGGAAGCUGCGGUCGUUGCAAAGGCCCAUUUGUCGGGUUCAAAUUCAGCUAAAAAUAUGACAAAUUUGUGUCUGGAGGAUGGGAUGAGUAGCACGCAGCUGCACGACACAAUAGACACAAAUUCAAGUCCUAGUCCAAACCCGAGAAUAACCUCGGCGCCGUCCUCUUCUACCUCGUCCUCGCCCCCGCCGAGAAGUGCUACACAGAUAAAAAAAAGCACCAAUGGAGUUAACAAGCAGGGGCUGAAGAAAUUGAAGAGCACUGGGUCACUGCUGCCAGCCCCAUUCAAACGUAGUCCUAGUGUCCUUAAUGUCGGUACCGGAGGAGCUGGAACUGCCGUAGGAAGGAGUGGAGAGCCAAAAAAAGAUAAGAAAGUUACUGACGGGAGCUCGAGGUUCACGAUAUAUAAGGCCAAUAAAGCGAGCAAGAAGAAGAGAGAGAAAAGUUCCGUUAAGAAGGAAAGGAAAGCUACCAAAACAUUGGCCAUCGUCCUCGGAGUAUUUCUAAUAUGCUGGGUACCAUUUUUCACUUGUAACGUAAUGGACGCCCUCUGCUCUAAACUAAAAAUGGACUGUCAACCCGGCGUAACAGCUUUCAUCGUCACGUCUUGGCUGGGCUAUAUGAACAGCUUCGUAAAUCCCGUGAUCUACACGGUCUUCAAUCCCGAAUUUCGCAAAGCGUUCCGUAAACUUAUGAAAAUUUAAAAUAUUAAUACACAGCAAACAUCAAAGUUUAGAAAAUCAAAAGUCUUUUGUAUCUUUUUCUUAUAACUACACUCGAAAUUUUCUUGGUUAAUAAAAUUUAUUUCCUCAGAUUUCUGGGUAAAAACAUUAAGAGCCAAAAUAAUGUUCAAAUUUUUUCGCGGCCAAAAAUGGACUAUAAUUAGGCCAAUUUUCGGCCUUUUCCAAUAAAAUUCUGGUUUCGGCGUAAUUUCGGCCAGAUUUAACUUUUUUGGCCAAAUAUUUUUACCCGGGGUUCAAAGGUUCAAAAAAAUGAUUGUAAUCAAAAGUAAGGACAUCAAAAAAAUAAAUAAAUAUGUACUUUAUUUUUUGAAACUCGAAUGACCUUACAAUACAUCCGAUUGAAAGUAUUAUAAAAAAAACAUAUAUAAAUAAAUGAAUACAAUUUUAUACGUAUUUAAUAGAUACUGCAUUUGAUUGAGUGGAAGUAUUUCUGUCGAGAUCAACAGAAUAUUUAAUAUUUUAUUUGAAAUAUCAGAAAUUUCCAUAACCGUUCAAUAUCACUGGCUAGAUAAAUUUCGAAUUAACUGUCAUUGAACCGAUUAAUUAAUAAAUAAAUAUUUAUAUACAUGACUAUGGGAGAGCCGGGAAAAAAUAAGAUAAAUUUAAGCUCAAGAGCGUGGAAAAGAAUUUUUAUCAUCAAAGUUUUUAGCUAAACCAUUUCCCGGCACCUCUAUCGUCGGAGUAAGCCACGACAGUAUUAAAAAAAAAAUAAAGCAAAUGCGAAAAAAGAUUUAUAUUUAUGUCAUAAGUUUGGAAAUUUUAGAUAAUUUGGAACCUAUAGAUUUAUAGAUUUUUUUCUAAUUUAAUGACUGGGAAAAAAUUAGUUCAAGUAAAUUUAUUGCUCUGGAGCAGAGGCUGGGGCACGAUGGCCAACUCUUAAAAUUUGGUAAAAAAAAAAAAGAAUAUUUUUUGUCAAAAUUUCGUUUGUAAUUUAUAGUUUUUAAGAUAUUUUGGACAAAUACUAAGUGUUCGAGAUAAAAUAAGACACAAAAAUUUGACGUACUAAAUUUUUUUUAUCAAAAAUUUGUAUAUUUUAAGUAAAUAAUUUGGCCCUGGCCUUUUUUCAUUAAAAAUUAAUAUAUUUUUCUAUUAAUAAUUAGAUUGGCCAUUUAUCAAAAAGUGAUUAAUUAAAAUACUUUUAUUUGUACAUAAAAAAAAUCACCAAUUGAAAUUCCAAAUUAAUAAUCUUAUCCCGAUGAAAAAAGAUUUUAUACAAUUGUAUAAAAUUAUAUACAAAA
Messenger RNA from Microplitis mediator, 4630 nucleotides. It is a transcript of the gene Dop2R, whose product is annotated as dopamine D2-like receptor. Gene Ontology annotation, biological process: adenylate cyclase-activating adrenergic receptor signaling pathway. The record is from RefSeq and is a predicted model, not a curated record. The transcript is spliced from 8 exons. Gene Ontology annotation, molecular function: G protein-coupled receptor activity; dopamine neurotransmitter receptor activity, coupled via Gi/Go. Gene Ontology annotation, cellular component: membrane. NCBI's taxonomy places the organism in Eukaryota, Metazoa, Arthropoda, Insecta, Hymenoptera, Braconidae. Bases 1260 to 3353 code for a protein of 697 amino acids.